This is a messenger RNA of Gallus gallus (chicken), 3221 nucleotides long. It is a transcript of the gene KCNJ1, whose product is annotated as potassium inwardly rectifying channel subfamily J member 1. The record is from RefSeq and is a predicted model, not a curated record. Gene Ontology annotation, cellular component: plasma membrane. Gene Ontology annotation, molecular function: ATP-activated inward rectifier potassium channel activity. NCBI's taxonomy places the organism in Eukaryota, Metazoa, Chordata, Aves, Galliformes, Phasianidae. The transcript has 2 exons. Bases 123 to 1238 code for a protein of 371 amino acids. Gene Ontology annotation, biological process: regulation of monoatomic ion transmembrane transport; potassium ion import across plasma membrane.
UCCCUUUGGUGGAGAAGCUGUUGGGAAUUACAUGCUCUAGGGGUACAGGAAGCUUUCCCUCCCACCUCCCUGCUGCAGUCACCUCUGCUGCUUAACACCCAAGAACACCAUCAGCAGAGGGAAUGUUCAACUACCUCCGGAAACGCUUUGCCAGCCACAUCACAGAACGAAGCCGGAGAAAAGCCAGGCUUGUUUCCAAAGAUGGAAGGUGCAACAUAGAGUUUGGCAAUGUAGAGCAGUCAAGGUUUGUCUUUUUGAUUGAUAUAUGGACAACUAUCCUGGAUUUGAGAUGGAGAUACAAAAUGACUAUCUUCAUUUCAGCAUUCUUAGGCAGCUGGUUUCUGUUCGGUCUCCUCUGGUAUGUUGUGGCCUACAUACACAAAGACCUUCCAGAAUUCAAUCCUUCCAUAAAUCACACCCCCUGUGUUGAGAAUAUCAAUGGUCUGACUUCAGCAUUCCUGUUCUCCUUGGAGACACAGGUCACUAUUGGCUAUGGCUUCAGGUGUGUCACAGAACAAUGUGUCACUGCCAUUUUCUUGCUCAUCUUCCAGUCUAUUUUGGGGGUAAUCAUCAAUUCUUUCAUGUGUGGUGCCAUCUUGGCCAAGAUAUCAAGGUCCAAAAACCGGGCCAAGACUAUCACCUUCAGCAGGAAUGCUGUCAUCAGCAAACGCGGUGGGAAGCUCUGCCUCCUCAUCAGGGUGGCAAACCUCAGGAAGAGUCUUCUCAUUGGGAGUCACAUUUACGGCAAACUCCUGAAGACCACCAUCACCCCAGAAGGAGAGACAAUCAUUCUGGACCAGGUCAACAUAGAAUUUAUCGUUGACGCUGGCAAUGAAAAUCUCUUCUUCAUUUCCCCACUGACUAUUUACCAUAUCAUAGACAAGAACAGCCCUUUCUUCCACAUGGCAGCAGAAACAAUUCUGCAGCAAGAUUUUGAACUGGUGGUGUUUUUAGACGGCACUGUUGAAGCGACCAGUGCUACCUGUCAGGUGAGGACAUCUUACAUCCCAGAAGAGGUGCUCUGGGGUUAUCGCUUUGCUCCCAUUGUGUCCAAGACCAAGGAAGGGAAAUACAGAGUAGACUUCCAGAACUUCAGCAAGACAGUGGCAGUGGAGAUGCCCCACUGUGCCUUCUGCCUCUACAAUGAGAAAGAAGCUAAAGCCAAAGAGAAGAAAGGCUAUGACAACCCUGGUUUUGUCUUGGCAGAAGCUAGCGAAGCCAGUGACACAAAGAUGUAGCUCCAAACCUUUAUCAGACUGCACCUUCCUGCAUAACUAAUUCAAUCUUGAGAGGAUUAAUAACUUAGUAAAACAAAUAACAGGUUUGUUUUAGCUCUACAACAGCAUCUAUCUUUUCAAAAGACUCAAAUCAGAGAGGACCAGCAUACCAGUGAUCAGCAGAAUACUAUUUAACAAUGCUUUGUAUUUCAUAGAAUUUAUAUUUUUAUAUCUGUGGGACAUUUUAUGAAGCUGCUAAGUUGGAGCGUCCAACUCACUCAAGCUCCCAGAGGCACAUCAGUUUUACUAAGCCUGGAAAGAGAAACUUUAAGUCAUUCCUAAGGAGCAAAGCUGUCAGAAUGGGAGUAUGAGAAGGACAGACAGAAGACCAAACUUCUCCAUAAGGACCAAAGAGACAUAGAAGCCAAAACCUCACCAGAAAUGCAUGUCUCUCAUUGCCAAAGCCCUCUGUGGAUGCAGACUCUUUGGCUCCAGACCUCUUAAGCACUUUUGAACAAUUUGAAAUAACUCCUUCUUAUUUUGAGCUGACACGCUUAUGGAAAUUGAGCACUAAGGGGUGGUACGUGUUUAGGAAGGGAUUGUGAAGAGAAAACUAUGCCAUCCUCCUGCACCUACAACUUCAUAAAGGGUUCUCUUCUGUGAAAGUCUUGAUUGCUUAAGGGAAAAUACCAAAUGGAAAGUGAAAACAAGCACAAGUAGAGACACCUGUUGUAAGAGAAGAGGAGUUUUACAGCUUAUUCUUAGUUGUUUAACUCUCCAGAUUCCCCCCUGCCCACUUCCCCCAGGAGGCAGCUGCUGUGAUACUGAGAAGUCUCAGAAGGCGAUGGGCCAGGGGGAAAGCAAACACAGCGGGGAGGUGAAGGACACACACACUGCAUCACACCUGGCAGGAGAGUGAUCCUCAGGGAGAAGAGAGGAACUUCCCAGUGUGAGGUACAUCUUUGAAAAAACUCACAACACCAACAAUACCUUUCCUUAAAGCAUAAAUGUAUCGCUACAACAAAAGCACAGUGAAGCACUGUAACACAAUGGAUACUAGAGCAGUGACAACAUAGUAGCAAAGUCCUGGGCUGCAGUAAGUAAGGACAUGCUCAGUGCAACAACUGUAAGACAGAAAUAAAGGAAAGAAACCGCUUACCUUUAGAAGGCCUCAGGUAUGAAGGGAUCUCCAGCAAGAUCCCCUCACCUCCACUGCCAACCCUUAGAUGAGGGCUGGGAAGGGGUGGAUCCUGGCUGCAGCCCUUCCAUCACUCAGCACAUUGCAUGCACCUGAGCUGCCCUGGGCUGGCCCUGCCUUCCCCCCAGGUGCUCCAUCACUGCUUCAGGCUGUGACUCGGUAUUGCCACUACACACAGUAAAGAUGCUCAGGAGCCCCCACCAAAAGAGCUUCACAUCCAGUUUCAUAUGGUUUACCUCACCAGAACAGAACACACAUCUACAGCAGACAAGUCCUGCUCGUUGGUAACCAGGAGUACAUUUUCUUGCUUUAAUUUUUGGUAUUUAGGUUUCAAAUGCAGCAAAAACCUUCAAUAGCUUUUAGGUGAGUUCCAUCCAUAUCCUCACAGUCUGAUAUUUUUGGUCUCCUGAUGCUCCCAAAGAAGUUCUGCUGAGAGUUCAUAGGACAAAAGCGAGAGCUUUUCUGGGAACUCUUCCCAGUGAUAUAAUUCAGACCAUCUAUUUUAAACGCUGGUAAAAUAGAUGUGCCUUUUUUAAAUGCAGUUGGAUUGAGGGGUUGUAAAAGAAAGGCACAACUAAGUGGUCAAAUAACCAAGACAGUAUUGUGAAUGGACUGAGUGUAGGAAUGAAGAUCUGGGAGCCGAGGGAGUUCAGUCCCAGUGGAGCAUCAGCCCCUCUGGUGGUUCAGAACAAAUCACUUUGGUGUGAAUUUCCAAUUUGCCAUCUGUAAGAUGGGAUGUGAGGUUCUCACACUGUACAAAGAAUGAUGUUAAGAACAGUUAUGUCACUAAAGCACUUUAAAAGCCA